Radiomyces spectabilis is the source of this 921-nucleotide messenger RNA. RefSeq lists its product as uncharacterized. Lineage: Eukaryota; Fungi; Mucoromycota; Mucoromycetes; Mucorales; Radiomycetaceae. The record is from RefSeq and is a predicted model, not a curated record. The annotation marks the transcript as partial. The transcript has a single exon.
CUGUCAAAAACUCGUCACAUUGAGUUAAAUGAUUACCACAGCAAGAUACUGAACCGAGAUUGGAUUCAGUAUCCGCAGCUGAGAUAUUGUUGUUCUCAGCUCUUAGCUGGCGUCAUCCUCGUACAAGGCCAAACAUCCAUAUUAAUAAAUACUGUCGAACCGUGCGCCCGCGAUUCGCUAAUAGAUGCUCACUAUGAACGAAGAGCAUCUGGGUUAUCAAGCUCGUAACCAACUACAGCGGGACAAUACGGAUAUAUAUCAGUCUGCCUGCUGCCGAGUAACGAUGGCCAAAAACUAAUUAUUGGCAGUAGAACUUGCAAUGUUCUGGUAACAGCAAGCAUCCGUCUGGAUACCAGAUCAGUCAAUCUCGGGCCUGCAACGAACAUUUUAUUCUAACAUCUGCCACUCGCAUUUUCCUGGAUUGUGAAGCUAUUGACCGGGUCAAGGCCAUGCUCGCCGAUCCCAAUACAAAUCAAGCUCAAGAAAUGUUGGCACUUUAUCAAUUGAAACAGGUGCGUAGCAAAUUCGACCAUUUAUCCACGUACACCAUGUGCAGUGCAUCGUCAAACCUCGCAUCGCGUCUGGAGAUGCAACCAACCACAAUCUGGACGCUUUCAGACCAAUCCAAUGGUCCAGCAACAAUGUCACAAGUAAAAGUAGCAUCUCUGUUAUUCCGUGCCAUUGCCAUUCAAGUGAUUCAUUAUGGGCGCGACGCACAUCUCACACGUAGCGAAUUCAAGGAAAUCGCAUCUUUUGCGGAGAAGUCAGCUGUAUCGGUAAUCAUCAACAAUAUUGAAAGCUUGUUUUCAAAUGAUCCUCUCAACAGAAUCAUUGGUAAUACGUUAUUAAAUAGUCAAUUGGUAGAUCUGGCGGCUAUCGUUGCUAAGAAUAAGAAUGAUUAUGAUGGCAAGGAAUAUCAGA